Messenger RNA from Pseudoliparis swirei, 549 nucleotides. RefSeq names its product NDUFA4 mitochondrial complex associated b (gene coxfa4b). The record is from RefSeq and is a predicted model, not a curated record. The transcript has 4 exons. The coding region runs from base 76 to 324 and encodes 82 amino acids. NCBI's taxonomy places the organism in Eukaryota, Metazoa, Chordata, Actinopteri, Perciformes, Liparidae.
CUCCGCUGCAGCGCGCAUCGUUCACCGGCCGGUAUUCGCUCCAACGGACUCCGCCGUGACGCCGGACUGCCCGACAUGUUGGCCGGCAUCGCCAAGCAGCUCAAGAACCAUCCAGCUCUCAUCCCCCUCUUCUUCUUCAUCGGUGGCGGGGGCGCCAUGAGCAUGCUGUACUUGGGUCGUCUGGCUCUGAGAAACCCUGCUGUCUCAUGGGAUCACAAGAACAACCCUGAGCCCUGGAACAACAUGCCGCCCGAUCAUCAGUACAAACUCUUCUCAAUUAACACUGACUACUCCAAGCUGAAGAAGGAAGGGCCUGAUUUCUAAGUCGCCGUGUCUUCGCGCCUCCGUCUCUGAUAUUGUCGUCAGUGUGGGGAGCCUCUGCACCUUUUGUCAAAUAGAAAACAAACUCCUGAAAUUGAAUGACAUGCUGCACUCAUUCAGUCAAAUCAUUUCCAAUGUGAAGGGGGAAAGGGAUCAUUCACUUAUCAGUGACUGUAUGAAUAAAAGAGGCAGCCACCUGUUUUGACUAAUUAAAGUAUUUAUCUUUGA